AAAUUGUUAAAACUUAAACCAUUUAUAAUUUGGGACACAAAUGGCACAAUUAAUAGAACAAUUUGGGACACAAGUGGCACAAUUGAGUUUGAAGUUAAAAUCUAACUUAUUCACCUUAACUCAUAGAAAGAAAGAAAAAAAAAAAACUCCUUAUUGAUGACAACUCCUCCCAAUAAACCACUGUUCAUCUCAAUGACAUAUCUCAAUCCCCAAAAAAACAUAACAUUAAAUAAAUUUAAUAAAAAUAUAAAACUUAAAAAAGUGUCAGGCGCCGCUGAUUAAACACCGUACAGCAUCAGUAGGGCUUACGUCACACUCUUACCGCCCUCUUCAACCCCCACACACACAUCUUUUCAGCCGGCGGCUCUCCCAAUAGGUCCCACCACUUUCUCUCUCCCUCAAAUCACAACCCUCCAUCAACCAAUUUCAAAAUCAACGGCUCUCCUUCACUUUAUCCAAAUUUGUUUCCCACCCCGUGCGGUGUUUUGUGUCUAUAUAUACAAACACAAACACAAAACCAAAUUAUAAAAAAACAAAGACAAAGUAAAAGUAAAGAGAAGAGAUAGUGGUGGUUGUAGUGCCGGCCAGCCGACAAUUACGGGAGCCAAUGUGGGUCCCAUCACUUUUAUAGUCUCACUCACAAAUCACUUCCUCACUUCAAUCUUCAUUUUCAAAUCUCUCUUUUCUUCUUCUUCUUUCUAUUUCUAUUAACUAGUAAUAAACUCGUGCUAUCGCAAUAGUUUCUAUGGCUUCUUCAUCAUCUUCUUCAGCAAACCGCGAAGGACACUACAGAGGUGUUAGGAAGCGACCAUGGGGUCGCUAUGCAGCUGAGAUUCGUGAUCCAUGGAAGAAGACACGUGUCUGGUUAGGUACAUUUGAUACACCUGAAGAAGCUGCUCUUGCUUACGACGGCGCCGCUCGUUCUCUCCGUGGAACUAAAGCAAAAACUAACUUUCCACCGGCGCCGGGAGCUGGAGGUUUAUGUGUUGAUCUCAAUCUCAACGCUCCUUCUUCUGAUCUUAGGUGGCCAUCUGUUGGUUGUUCGCGUGGGAUUAAGCUUACUGAGUUUCUUCAAACUGGUGUUCUCAAAGAUUUCAACGCUCCUCAUCAGCUUCCUCCUCAAGCUCCUGUUGUUACGGUGGCUGGACAAAGACAUGGUGAAGAUCCUUUUGGUGUUUCUGGGAGAGUUAUGGUGCCUGAGAACUCUCCUACGGCUGCUUAUUUGGGACUUGUUAGACGUGGGAUUCCGAUUGAUUUGAAUGAACCUCCACCUUUGUGGCUAUGAAAAACCCUAUAAAAAUUACAUGGUUUAGUUUUUUAAAGGUGUCGUUUUAGGAUCUUAUCUAAUUAGUUAAUUAAUCUGCCUUUAUUUUUAUUUUUUUCCUUAUUAUGUAAGGAUUUAGGAGUAUCUAUCUAUUGUCUAUUGUUGCAAUGUAUGUAAGGGUACGGCUAUCUAACAUUUUGGAGAAGAAAAAAAAUUAAAAAUAGUAACUUAUCA
Molecule: messenger RNA, 1498 nt
Organism: Trifolium pratense (red clover)
Lineage: Eukaryota; Viridiplantae; Streptophyta; Magnoliopsida; Fabales; Fabaceae
Product: ethylene-responsive transcription factor 12
Exons: 1
Coding region: 746-1285 (179 amino acids)
Biological process (GO): regulation of DNA-templated transcription
Molecular function (GO): DNA binding; DNA-binding transcription factor activity
Source: RefSeq, a predicted model, not a curated record